Messenger RNA from Panicum virgatum (switchgrass), 5241 nucleotides. Its product is annotated as pentatricopeptide repeat-containing protein At3g48810-like. Gene Ontology annotation, molecular function: protein binding. NCBI's taxonomy places the organism in Eukaryota, Viridiplantae, Streptophyta, Magnoliopsida, Poales, Poaceae. The coding region runs from base 102 to 2039 and encodes 645 amino acids. The transcript has 9 exons. The record is from RefSeq and is a predicted model, not a curated record.
GACGAGGCACAUUCGGGGAAGGAACCCGAACUCGUCGUAAUUUCCGAAAUUGCCCCCAUAUCAAAGCCCCCGCGCAUUCGAACGGACCUCACCUGCGCGCCAUGUGUUCGAUCAAAUGCCGCCUCCUCCUCAGGCCGCUCUGCUGUCACCGCAGCCGCCACUUCUCCACGGCGGCGGCGAACUCUAGCCUCCCACGGAGGAAUCAUGCAGAGGAUCUUCCACGGGGGGCUGGUCCGCCUCCCGCGCCGGGCGCCGGGGACGCUGCGAGAGCCCACGAGGCGGCGGUCAAGCGGCUCGCGGCGGCGGGCGACGUGGACGGCGUGCAGCUCGCGCUGCAGGAGAUGCGGCUCCGCGGGGUUCCCUGCACCGAGGGCGCCCUCGUCGCCGCCAUCCGCGCCUUCGCCCGCGCGGGGGCGCCCGACCGCGCGCUCAAGACGUUCUACCGCGCGGUCCACGACCUCGGCUGCGCGCGCCCCACCGCGCCGCGGCUCUACAACCACCUCAUCGACGCGUUGCUGCGGGAGAACAUGGUCGCGGCCGUCGUGCCGGUCUACGAGAACAUGAAGAGAGACGGCGUCGAGCCCAACGUGUUCACCUACAACCUGCUGGUCAAGGCGCUGUGCCAGAACAAUCGGGUCGGGGCCGCCCGCAGGAUGCUCGACGAAAUGGCCAGGAAGGGGUGUCCCCCGGACGACGUGACCCACGCCACCAUCGUAUCCGCGAUGUGCAAGCACGGCAGGGUGGAAGAGGCCAGAGAGGUGCUGGCUGUGGCACCGCCAGUGUGCGCCUCAUACAAUGCCGUCGUUCUAGCUCUGUGCUGCGAAUUCAGGAUGCAGGACGUGUUUUUGAUUGUCGAGGAGAUGGUUCAGAGGGGAUUGCGGCCUAAUGUCAUCACGUACACAACUAUAGUUGACACGUUCUGCAAGGCCAGGGAGCUGAGGAUGGCAUACGCCAUUCUAGCUAAGAUGGUGGUGACCGGAUGCACUCCAAAUGUCCCAACAUUCACUGCGUUGGUGAAAGGUCUCUUUGAUAGUGGAUGUUUCCAUGAUGCACUCCGCAUGUGGAAAUGGAUGGUGGCUGAAGGAUGGGCACCGUCAACGGUAUCUUACAAUGUUCUCAUCCAUGGCCUUUGCAGCUUUGGUGAUCUCAAGGGAGCAUUGUCUGUUCUCAAUGGCAUGGAGCAACAUGGCUGUUUUCCUGAUGUGAGGACCUGCUCCACUCUUAUUGAUGGUUUCUCCAAAGCUGGGGACCUAGAUGGUGCCAUGUCAAUAUGGAAUGACAUGGCAGGUGCUGGUUGCAAGCCAAAUGUUGUUGUUUACACGAACAUGGUGGAUGUGUUUUGCAAGAAGUUGAUGUUCGAUCAGGCUGAGAAUCUUAUUGAUAAGAUGCUAUUUGAAAAUUGUCUUCCUAACACAGUGACUUUCAACACAUUGAUCAGAAACCUGUGCGACUGUGGAAGAGUCAGGAGAGCUCUAGGUGUGUUCCAUGAGAUGAGAAGAUGCCCGCCAAAUGAUCGGACUUAUAACGAGUUGCUUCAUGGUCUUUUUAGAGAGGGAAACCGUGAAGACGCCCUUCAAAUGGUGAAUGAGAUGAGAAACCAUGGCAUGGAGUUGAGUCUAGUAACAUACAACACAGUAGUAAGUGGUCUUUGUCAGAUGAAAAUGAGCAGAGAAGCUAUGCUGUUUCUGGGGAGAAUGAUAGUUCAAGGAAUCCAACCAGAUGCAGUUACCUUCAAUGCAAUGAUUCAUGCUUACUGCAAGGAAGGGAAAAUCAGGAUGGCUGCUUGGAUGUUAGGUGGGAUGAAUGCAGUGAACUGCCCUCGGAACAUAGUUGCAUACACUAUUCUGAUGGCAGAGCUUUGCAAUCAGCAUAGGAUGGAAGAUGCCAUGGUGUACCUACUAAAAAUGUUAUACGAAGGUAUACAUCCAAAUACAGCAACAUGGAAUGUGUUGGUCCGUGGAGCUUUUAGAAACCUUGGCUGCAUUGAACCAAUCGAUUUGUUCCAGCAUAUUACCACAGAAUUAUCGGCAGGGAUCUGAGUUUCACUAUUGCCAUUCUUUGAGUAAUCAGAUGAGUUGAGGUUAUGAAGAUGUUCCUUGAGGUCUCAUUAGGAGGCAUCAGUCAAACUCACCUUUUUGUAAACUGUAUCGAUCUCGGACUGCACAUAUAGAACAUCGGAUUAGAACUACUCAAAAUCAGCAAGAAAGGCUGACUGAAGAAGAUCAAGAAUCUCAUCUGCCUCACCUGGUAAUAUUUCAGCAUAUUGUUUCUUCUCUUCUUCAUUGUUGCCGUCACCAGAUCCCUUUCAAUGUCAAAAGGUAUAUGAUCCAACACUAUGCCUUUGAUGUACUCGAAACCUCGUAGCUGAUUUGUGGAAGACAAUGACGGUUACCAUAUGGAACACUCAGAAGUGCAGCGAAAGGGUGAAACGCAAGAAGUCUACAGAACUAAGCUACUUACUCUUUUCUUUUCUUAUACAAAUGCAGGAAACAGGCACAAACAUCACUACUUAUGAUAAUUUAAGCUGCCAGCUCUUUCAGGAUAUACUCUUUAAGGCCUUCAAGUUUGCAGAUUUCACUGAAAGACCCUUUGUAGCCGUUGGACUCUGCCCACUUCAUGGUGUUUUCUUCAUGUGGAUUGACUACUGCAACUAAAUUUGAUCUGAAGCUGUCCCCAUAUACCCAGAUCUAGAGAAAGACGGAAAUGGCAGUUUUAGAUGUUGACCAGUAUUCUCUCUUAAUUCAAUUUACUAUAUCCACUCAAUUUUUUUUCUUACAUCUUCAACAAGUGGAGGGAAGCCAUAUACUUUCUCGAGGUACUCAACUGCAACAUACUCCCCCUGUGAUAACUUAAAUAUGUUCUUUUUUCGGUCAAUUACCUUCAGGAUUCCAUCCGGGCUCAUCUCUCCAAUGUCGCCUUAAAAUAAGAGAGUGUCUAAGCAUUCUAUUGCAGAACCUUAUCUAUUUUUUUGUUAAAUUAAAUAUUCACCUGUAUGAAACCAUCCAUCAACAAUGGCUUCGUUUGUGAGCUCAGGAUUUUUGUAGUACCCAGCGAAGAGAGACUUCCCUCGGAUGCAUAUUUCACCUCGUGAAGGGACACCAAGUGGAUCAUAGCCCAUCUCAGGUACUUCUUCCAGUCGUAUUUCAGUGUAAGUGGCUGGUACGCCAACACUUCCAACCAGGGCCAUGUCAUCAAUAUAGCAGACUGUGCUAGGUCCCAGUGUUUCUGUUAAACCUGAGCAAAGGCCAAGAAAUCCAACCUCAUUGGUUUCUUUUGGCUAACUCAGGAUUUACAACUGGAAAAAACAGCUGUCCUAAACGAUCUUGCUUCUUGUUAUAAGGAGUAAGGUGCAAGCAAGUACAAUAAAGCUAAAUACUUCACACAGUAAGUUGGCAAAAGUUCAGAAAACUAGUAUUUGCAGUGAAAAAUAUGAAAUUGUGAUUCAUAUCAUAGGACUAUGAUAGUAAAAAGGAAACCUGAGCUCGACAUAGACAAGUAAUGGCAUUAAAAGUGUUUAAUUCUCUUUUAUUAUACUCUACUCUCUACCCAUUUCUCUAUAAUAAACAUUGCGAAAACAGCCUAAGGUAUUCCUUUUUUAACAUUGAAUCAGUAACUUUGUUUUGAUGCUACAGGAAACUGUAGAAAGUAUUACCAUAGCCUUGGAUAAAGUAUGCACAGGUGGUCACUCUCAAGAACUCUUCAAUCUCAGUACUUAAUGGAGCCCCUCCUGAGAUUAAUAAGCGAAGACGACCUCCAAGCCUUGCCUUGACCUAAUGAAGCAAAUGACAAGGAAGUACCCAGUAUAGAAAUUGCUCAAGCUGUGGGAAUCCAUCCUUGGCCAGCACGCUCCGGAACACUGGCCCUACCGCUGGUUGGCCAUCCUUGCCGGGCUUCCCAUCUUCCACUUUAAUCGUGAAGAUGUUCUUCGGGUUUGCCUCCAUCUCUUAGGAUGGCGUCAAAGCCUCUGACAUCCAGAACUCAAGUGUAGGACUAGGAGACGAUAGAGAGGCAGCGGUCCGCACUCCGUCUGGAGAUAUGAUGGCUGUCAGGCUGUACGUAUGGUGCUGGUGACUGGCGACCUCUCAGCAUCGACGUCCCUUGGUGGUUGGACGUAAGUUUCAUCUCCCAACCCCCGCGCUAUCUGCAGUUGGUUGCAAUCAGCUGAAAAUGGGUCCUAUUUGCCUCUCGUGACAAAAGGAAAAAUAUCAUUACCUCCGUAUAGGAAGCGGUUAGCAAGAUGAUCUGAGAGCUCUUUGUGCACAAGGGCAUAGUACUUGACAGGGCCAUUUAACAGGCCACACCUACCAGCCCCUGUCCAGGACUCAAUUGUGUGGGUCAGGUCUCAGGCUCCGUCCACUGGACCAUCCGUUCAUUCCAUUGCCGGAAAGAGGAGCCAAGCAAUGGAGGCUGCCGAACAAAGAGAGCAGGAAAGCAGCCAUAGUGGCGAUGUCAUGCAGAUGCAGAGUGGGUGGGGGCAGUUGGACUUAACUCCGCCUUGUUGCAUCCGCCCCGCCAGCACAGCUUCACACGCCAAGGGAAGCGCUUGGCCUGGCCUGAAUUUUGUAAACGCAGCAAGCUGAUGCGUCUCAUUCUCCUUCCUACACUUCGUUCAGGACAACUCCCAGGGUCAAGGGAAACUGCACCUGGACGUGGUCUCAUGAUGAACGGUUGGCAUCCGGACAACUACUCUAGCUAUGAUGAUUGAUAGCUUCCGGACGACAUAUCGUUGUGUCUGCUGGGCAUAUAUACUUGUCAAAGAAGAUCAUCUGGUGGACCAUUUCUUCAUUCACCUAAUCUAACAACAUUUGCAAACCAAAACUUAAUGCAUUAAAAGGCAGAUGUCUCACCACAGGACCGCAAUGAUUUCGUAAGUUUUUCGCCAAGCAAAUGGUUGGGAGAAAUACUGUUUUUACCGAGCCCGUUGAUGCUGGAUUAACGAGGCAGAUUAAAGAUAUCAUGUGGCACUACAUCGUGAGCAACCGGACAAAGUUGUUUGGUGAUCCGCACAUGCUAAAGUCACCAACUUCCGGUGAUGACUGAGGAGAUCAGGACAUGGGCAGGGGAAUGUUGACGAGGCAGGGGCUCCAUGCAAGAUGGUUUGGUGAUCUGUAAUUCCAAAUGGCAGAUAGAUCAACAAGUUUACGAUUAUGGUUGGUGGUCUGUAAUUCUAGUGAAAUCUUGAUUGCUUUUUUAGUUAUUGAUUGAUGGUUAAAUAAAAUCGAAAGGUUUUAACUUGGACAA